Messenger RNA from Tilletiaria anomala UBC 951, 842 nucleotides. RefSeq lists its product as uncharacterized. NCBI's taxonomy places the organism in Eukaryota, Fungi, Basidiomycota, Exobasidiomycetes, Georgefischeriales, Tilletiariaceae. The coding region runs from base 81 to 716 and encodes 211 amino acids. The transcript has a single exon. The record is from RefSeq and is a predicted model, not a curated record.
AGACGACAGGGAGGAUCUGAUGAAGAAGAAGAGGAGGCCAGUGAGUAAUAGGGGGAUAAAGAAGACGCUGCCAUGUCGCGAUGGGGAGGGGAAUGGGAGAAGGCUGGCCUCAGCAUUCGACGCAUCUAGCACAUGCCAAAGCCAUGAGCAGCGCAACGAGUGAGCAGACGGACAUGCAGAGACGCACCGAUACACGACGGCCAGCAGGCUCUCGCUGGGCUUGGGCCGGCCGCGCUGAGAGCGCAGGAUGGGGUGGAUGGAUCAGGGUACGGUGCGCCAGAAGGCGUCCAGGUCAUCCGCGGCGGGCUCCUGCUGCGCCUCAGCGGAUACGGAGGUACAAUCCGCGCUCAACAAGACGGCCCAUGGGGCCGGACCGGCGGCACAGGCUCAUUCCCCACAUGUCUGGGGAUGCAAAGGCGGGGCUUCACGUGCAUGCGUGUGUCAGAGGGUUCCCUUUCUUCGAUUCCGCUCAGCCAGCGAGCCAGUCAGUCAGGAAGUCAGCCAGUCGUUCAUCGAGAGCAGACACGACCGGGAGGGGCGACAGUGCCAUAGGGGCGAAGAGAGGCCGACCCAUCGUCCCUCUUGAGCGGCGUGCGCCAUCCCUGCCAGAACAGCGCGUCGAACCGCGUGAAGAGCAGGUGGGAGGCGACGUUCGACGCGGCACCCGGGACGUCGACGCCAGCGCCGAACGUGCGCUCCUUGUCCUUUUUAUAUAGGUAUCAGCGCCGCGUCCAUCCGCGCUGCCGCUGUCCCUUCCGCUUGGGGCGUGGACUGGGGGACCAGUGGGGCUUGGUGUAGUGUAUGUCGUCCAAUGGGGCCACGGCAGAGGAUGACGGUGAAGG